This is a messenger RNA of Nicotiana tabacum (common tobacco), 1790 nucleotides long. RefSeq names its product vesicle-associated protein 1-2. NCBI's taxonomy places the organism in Eukaryota, Viridiplantae, Streptophyta, Magnoliopsida, Solanales, Solanaceae. Gene Ontology annotation, biological process: endoplasmic reticulum membrane organization. Gene Ontology annotation, cellular component: endoplasmic reticulum membrane; plasma membrane. The record is from RefSeq and is a predicted model, not a curated record.
AGUAGUAUUUAUAUUUUCCAAUUCAGCAAACCAAACUUCGAAACUCGCGUUCAAAUUCAGCUCUCUUUGCCUGUCAUCAUAAUUUCAGAAUUUUGAUUUUAUCAGCUCCAUAUUUCGUUAUUUUUUCGCCAUGACAAGUGAAGAACUUCUAAUUAUCGAUCCUUUAGACCUCCAAUUUCCAUUCGAACUCAAGAAGUCAAUUUCGAGCUCUUUUGAACUGAUCAAUAAGACUGAUAAUCACGUUGCUUUCAAGGUAAAGACAACCAAUCCUAGGAAGUAUACUGUCAGGCCGAACAGUGGAAUUGUUCUCCCACUAUCAAGGUCCAAUGUUACAGUUACGAUGCAACCGCAAAUGGAGUUGCCUCCGGAUAUGCAAUGCAAAGACAAGUUUCUUGUACAGAGUGUGAUUACGAACCCUGGGUCUACCCCUAAAGAUAUUAACCCAGAUAUGUUCAACAAGUCCGGAGGAAAUCAUGUUGAGGAAUGCAAACUAAAAGUUGUUUAUGUUUCACCACCAAGAAAACCAUCACCAGUCCCUGAAGAUUCUGAGGAAGGGACUUCACCAGGAGCUUCUGAAACUGAUUUACAAGAACAUGGUGAGUCUCAGGAUAACUCCACUAAGGCCAGAGAACUAAUUUUGAGGUUGAUGCAAGAGAGAGAUUCCAUUAUUCAACAAAAUGCCAAGCUCAACCGAGAACUGGAGCUUCUGAGGCAUGGACGUCAAGAACAUCGUACUGGAGUUCCACAUUGGUACAUCUUGGUGGUUGGCUUGCUUGGUAUCCUUUUGGGGUACAUUGUCAGAAACUUUUGAUGACCUCAGGUCUGAGAAUAAAGUUUCUCUUUCUGGUUGUGGCUGGCAGGUGUGGGGUGAUUUUGAAUACUUACUUUCUAGGCAAAAUUUUGUACAUUAUUUGAAUCCGAAUAGCUCGGUAAUUCUGAAUAUUGUGCCAAAGGAUUGGGUGAAUAUUUUCAAAGUUGUAGGAUGAUAAAACGAUAGUCGUGUUCCCAACUUUGCAUUUAUGAGGGAAAUCAGAAGGAAAAGAAGAAAAAGAAAACCACAUUGAAGUGGAACCCCUGGUCUUAGCUCAUUGGCCUCGCUGCAUUGAAAUCAUGUAGAUGUUUUUAGUUUCGAAGCGUGUAUGGUUUUGGUUAAAUAGCUAACUCUGAAAAUAUUCAGGCUGCUAAAGACAGGUAUCCGUUUAUGUGGAUCUGAAGACCAUGAUACUCAAAGUUGAUCCACGAGAAUAGACACUGUUAGUAUUUCAAGAAAAUAAAUGGAUUGAUGAAGAAAACUGAAUCCAAAAAUGUUCAUUGUGGAUUGACUAGUUGUGGUUGAUUCAAGUUUGGUUUCCCACAGUGAUGAGUUUAUUUCAUUAGUUCAACUGGAAUUCAGCUCGAUUGGAGUCGAUCAGUCUCCAUAAAUAUAGCUCCAUAUGUACAGAACCAUUUAAUUACUGGGAUGGAACUUCUUUUUUUUUCACGAAGUUAACAGGGGACGAAAGGAACUCAGCUUGGAACCUCACUCUGAAGUUCGAAUGAUGGCUUAUGGACCGAGGCGCUAUGUCUGGGGAAGCUAUUCGUAACUGAAAGAUGAAAGUAUUUGGCAUCCCCCUAACUAAAUAAAACUCAAGACAUAUUCCACAGAGAAACUUUUACAGCCAAUUUGCUUCUCCGAUCUCUCAGAGAAACUCUUUGAUACACUUCUGAAGCCAUAAAGCUAUGUAUGUGUAUUACAAAUCUAGCUUAACUAGUAAUACCAAUACUCCAAAUUGGAUGUGGUUAACUAUUCA